GAAUGCAACCAAUCUUCGCCGAGCAAUUUGUUGCGGCGUGGCCAUGUCUCCCGCCUAGCAGGGCAAAGCAGUGCAGCGCAGGUAAGGAAAGGAGAGCAGAGCAGAGGCGAGCAGAGCCCAGCAGCAGCCCAACUGACCGACCCAGAUCAGAAGCGUCGAACGCCUCUCUCCUCACCCAGCCGCCAGUGUAGCCUGUUUGCGACCUCCGCAGUAGCCAUCGCGUAAAUAGCCUGCUGAUUUAGCUGCCACGUCGCCCGCUUUCCUCUCCUUCGUGAGGGCCCUUCCGCGCCGCGGACGGCUAGCUCCUCUCAGACGGCUAGCUCCUCACGCUGUGGCCGCUGCAGCGGCAAUCGAGAGGAGCGCCGCCUACUCCCACAGAGGAAGUGGUGCUGAGAUCGCCAGGCCGCCAUGGCGGGCCGCACGUGUGGCGAGCACGCCUUGACGCCGUGGGACCGAGAGCCCGAGAAGCGUGCUGCUUGCAAUGCAGUGGUCUCCCAGGCUCGUGCGCUGGUAGACGCGUGCACCCAAGUAGUUUAGCCAAGGUCGGGGGCGUCCCAUGCAGCAGCCAGCGGCGACAGCGGCACUCAGUGGAGUACGAGUGGGGAGUCGCAGGUUAGCGAGCAGAAGGAGUGGGGAGUCGCAGGUUAGCGAGCAGAAGGUGCGGGGAGUGAGGUGGACCAGCGCGGGGUGAGGGCGAUCAGCGGAGGGUGAGCGAUCAGCGGGGGGUGAGGGCGAUCAGCGGGGGUGCGGGGAAGCGAUCCGGCGGCGCGAUGAAUGGGACGAGCGCGAGCAUAGGCGCGGAGGGCGCGGCGCGGGUGGCUGCGCUGCUGGGCGAGGUGGCGGCGAUGGAGGCGACGGUGGCGACGCUGCAGAGCGACGUGAGCGACGGCGUGUACCUCAUCGCAAGCAUCUGGCGCAUCACCGGCACCACCUUCGUGCUCCUCAUGCAGCUGGGGUUCUCGCUACUAGAAGCGGGGCACGUGCGCUUCAAGAACACGCGCAACAUCAUGAUCAAGAACGUGCUCGACACGUGCGUCUCCGCCAUCGCCUUCUGGCUCUUCGGCUACGCCAUUGGCUUCGGCGAGGGCACGCGCGUCUUCGGCUGGGCCAACGCUGACGGGUCGGUGGCGUUCGCGGGCGGGCAGAACUACGUGCAGUUCUUCUACGCCUUCGCCUUCUGCGCCACCUCCGCCACCAUCUUCGCCGGGGCUGUGGCCGAGCGCACGCACCUCGCCGCCUAUCUUCUCUUCAAUUUCGUGCUGGCGGCGCUGAUCUACCCGGUGAUAGCGCACGUGCUGUGGAGCAGCAACGGGCUGCUGUCGCCAGCGCGGGGCGCGGUGAUUCUCAACACCAACGGCGUGCUGGACAACGCGGGCUCCAUGGUGGUGCACGUCACGGGCGGCGUCACGUCGCUGGUGGGCGCGUGGAUGGUGGGGCCCCGGAUAGGCCGCUUCGACAUCGACGGCAAAGUGGUGCCCUUCAAGGGCCACUCCAUGGUAUUCGUGGCGGCGGGCACCAUCAUCCUGUGGACGGGCUUCUACGGCUUCAAUGGCUGCAGCGUCGACUACCUGGGCGAGUCUCCCCUGGACUGGAGCGCGGAGGUGGCGCGCGUGUGCGUCAACACCACCAUCUCUGCGGCGGCCGCAGGCGUGACGGUGUGGACGCUGACGUACCGGCGGCGCGAGCCCGUGCCUGAGGACACGUUCAACGGGGUCAUCGGGGGCCUCGUCGCCGCCUGCGCCACCAGCUCGCUUGUCGAGCCCUGGGCCGCCUGCAUUGUCGGCAUGGUAGCGGGGGCGCUCUAUCUGCUGGGCACGUGGGUCAUGCUCCGAUGCCAUAUUGAUGACCCCGUGCAGGCCACCCCGGUGCACCUGGUGUGUGGGUCGUGGGGCGGCGUGGCGGUGGGCUUCUUUGCGAGCCCCACCAACAUCAGCCGCACCUACAACAUCGCGCAGCCCCUCUCCUGUGGGGUUUUCUAUGGCUGCUCCGCCUGGCAGCUGCUCGUGCAGAUCCUGGCGCUGCUGAUCGUGUACGUGUGGGUGGGCGCCAUCGCGCUCUUCCUCUUCUACGGGCUGCACUUCUUCGACGUGCUGCGCGUCAAGCGCCACCAGGAGGAGGUGGGGUUGGAUGUGGUGUUCCACGGGGGCGACGACGCCGAGGACGUGGACGGCGACCAGCACGGCGCGGGCCGCCGCUUUGCCUCGCGGCGCUGGCAGCAGCUGGGGCUCUCCACCCUCUCGGGCGUGCCGCGCGGCGUCUUCAGCCCCUCGCGCUGGCUGCGCGCCUCCGCACGCCUUUGCUCGCGCGACGGGCGCAGCUCAGCGGAUGCGGAUGGCAUGAGCGUGCGCAAGCGGCGCGACGUGUGGCACCGCGCGCUGGACAGCACGGGGUUGGGGCAGCUGUCGCUGGCCAUGUACGAGGCGAACUAUGUGAUGGAGGACGCGGUGGAGGUGGAGGCCGGGUCGGGGGGGGUGUACCUGGGCGUGCACGACGGGCACGGGGGCAGCGAGACCGCUGAGUUCCUCCGCCACACGCUCUACAACAACCUCAAGAAGGAGUUCCUGCGGGGCGCGGGCGCGGUGUCGGUGGAGGCGAUCCGGCGGGGGUUCUCAGAGACGGAGCGGCAGUUCACGGCGCGCGUGCGCGACAGCUUCCUCGACUCGCCGCACCUCGCCACCGUGGGGGCGUGCUCCGCUGUCGCCAUCAUCACUCGCAGCGCCCUCUGGGUCGCCAACGUGGGCGACUGCAGGGCCGUUCUGGGGCAGGUGCGGCACACGGGCGACGGGUUGGAGUGCCGCGCGGUGCAGAUGUCGGAGGACCACAACCUGAGCUUCCAGGCCAUCCGCGACCGCUACCGCGAGGACCACGCCGACAUGCCCGACGCCGUCACCGAGAAGCGCGGACGCUACCGCGUCAAGGGCAAGAUCACGGUCACGCGCGCCUUCGGCGACCUGUACCUCAAGUCGCACGACUUCAAUCGCGAGCCGCUCUUCUCCCGCUUCCGCGUGGCCGAGCCGUUCAACCCUCCGCUGCUGUCCGUGGAGCCGCACGUGGCGGUGCGCCUGCUGGCGCCGCAUGACGCAUUUGUGGUGGUGGCGUCGGACGGGCUGUUCGAGCUGCUGAGCAACCAGGAGGUUGUCGACAUGGUGGCCGUCAGCCCUCGCAAGGACGUGGCUCGCCAGCUGAUCCGCGCGGCGUUGCGGCGCGCUGCGGAGCGCACGGAGGUGCCGUACGGGGAGCUGCUGCGCAUGGCAUCGGGGCAGCGGCGCGCGUACCACGAUGACAUCACGGUGGUCGUCUUCUUCUUUGACCACGACGCCAUCCGGCGGGAGGCCAGCAAGAACCAGCCCCAGUGGACCAAGGACGUGUCACUCAAGGGGGGGGUGAGCACGGAUGCAGCGGGCGCGGUGGUGAGCGACUUCAACGUGGUCAGCAGCGUGCAUGGCGGCACGGCUGCACGCUCGCUGCUCGCGCGGUCCAUCGGGUCAACCAACAACCUGGCGGGCGGCAUGUCGUUCAGCGCGUCACACAUACAGGACUCCGUACUGGAGAUAGAAUAGACCGAGGUGACUUUUGAGCCGACUCAGAAGUCACUCCGUGCUGGAGAUAGAAUAGACCAUGGGUGACAUGCACACACAACAGUGUCUUGUAUUUAUUAUGCUAGUUGCUCCCCCAGUCCAAUGGGGACAGCACAGCACACAUGUAUGGAGCCUAUGCAAGCCGUUUCACACG
This is a messenger RNA of Closterium sp. NIES-67, 3732 nucleotides long. NCBI's taxonomy places the organism in Eukaryota, Viridiplantae, Streptophyta, Zygnematophyceae, Desmidiales, Closteriaceae. The record is from the annotation of a GenBank genome assembly.